Molecule: messenger RNA, 1857 nt
Organism: Lindgomyces ingoldianus
Lineage: Eukaryota; Fungi; Ascomycota; Dothideomycetes; Pleosporales; Lindgomycetaceae
Exons: 1
Coding region: 154-1515 (453 amino acids)
Source: RefSeq, a predicted model, not a curated record
GCCCUCACAGCCCAUCGCUGGCGCUGGGUAGAAAUAUGUACAGGCGCCCGUCUUCAUAUCAGAAUGUCGCCAACUGUUACACUUUGCAUUUCAACCGGCUCCUGUGUGUGUCGCAACCCGCGUCGCAUUAAGACUUAGGUCGGCCACCCUUUAAUGAUGCUGAGCAGGCUUCCUUCGGCUCUGUCUCUGCUUCUUAUCACCUCUUGGGCAGACGCCGCACCAGGUUUCAUCCCAAGAGACCCUGCUCACGCACUCGAGGGCCGAGCUCCUACCUCAAACUACGUCGCUCGAAACGCAACGCCUCUCCCUGCGCAGAUUUGCGGCCUCGUCGGCGGCUACGUCCUUACGGUACUUAUUUGGGGGGUUCUGCUCCUCACCGUCGGAAGAAGGAUGAGACGAAAGACGCAGACCUCUCCCAAGACCCUGGAGCUCGAGCUGGUUACCACAAAACCACCUGUCAAGACACCAGCAUCACCUGGGUCCGCCCGCUCUGUUACUUCUUGGUCUAAGAAAUUGUUCAAGAAGCCUCCGAGUAUUAGCGAUUCCGCGGUUGGCAGUCCACAGAGUCCCGUCGUACAGUCCCCCAGUUCUUUCGACCAGAAGGUUGUUGAAGCGGACCGCGAGCGUGCUCAAGCCGAGAUGGAACGCCUAUAUGCUGCCGUCAUGGACCAUGACAGGAAGAAGUCAUACUCCCAAGUCAGCACAACUGAACACGAAGAGACAGGCCCUAAGGACAGAAGACCUUCGGAGAUCAGCACCUCUGCGACACGGGAACCUCAAUCGAACCCAAGCUCACCAAUCAAGGCCAUAUACCCGCCUGGCUAUCACAAUGGCCCACCCACUGCUCCCCUCCCAAGGGAUCGUCUUCGAGACCAACCGCCAGCCAGCCCACGCAGCAUCCUCUCCAAAAAAUCUCACAAUUCCAUCGCCUCCUCGAGUAGCAAGACCCGCUUCAAUCUCAAAAACCUACGCAUCUCAGGGCCAAUUCAAAAGUACCCUGGCGAGUCUGUCCAUGAUGAAGCCCGCACACCACUCUCUCCACGCUUCUACAACCCUGGCGCUCCUCCAUCCCCACCAACACAGCAGAACUCGCCAGCCACUCCCGGCGAUGAGGAGGCAUACGAAAAACUCGAUGAAGUUCAACCUCUCCCACAUCCAGCGCCCCAGCGUGUAGGCUCCUCCUCCCACUCACCAACCACCAAUGGCAACAGGUCCGCCACAUCAAGCUCGAACUCCCUCCCUCUUCGAGGCUUUGCCGAGCCCCUCAAAUCUCCUGAGCUCCGAACAACAUAUGUUGACAGGCGUAUGGACAAGCUGUCAAUGACGACUCCUAAGACCGGUGUGCCAUAUACACCGUAUUCGCCUUACAUGCCGUUCACUCCAGUCACUCCCAUCACUCCGCAUCUAGUCACCAAGAAGGAUCGCAAGGCGUCGAAGAAGAUCCAGGGACGUAAACUCGCCACCCACGAGGACAUGGUGCAGAGUCCGAAGGAGAUCUUCGGCGAUGCGUACUAGAUUACCCGCCUGCCAAUUGAGCACUUUCGAUGUUUACUCUUUUGUAACCUUAACUGACCUGAAUGGUAUGUCGGGGGUUUUUAAACGCUGACCUUUACGUUUCUUCUUUCUUUGAGACUUGCGAUUAGGGGGCUUUAGGAAGGGGCUCAACGAAACUUAUACCUGAUUCAAGACAUCCGCGUUUCCUUUACUAUCUUUCUUUUAUAUAUUUGGAGUGAAGGGCACUCUCUUCGGAGCCUUGGAUCAAAGGAGGGGGAUGGAGAUGGUUAUCGGUGUUCGUAGCAUGGCUGAACUAAACGACUUAAUGCAGUCGUAGACAAUCCACUUUGUCCUCUCAUGUCA